This is a messenger RNA of Rotaria socialis, 882 nucleotides long. The record is from the annotation of a GenBank genome assembly. Lineage: Eukaryota; Metazoa; Rotifera; Eurotatoria; Philodinida; Philodinidae.
AUGAUUUACAAAAGAAAAAUUGAACACUCAACAAAGUUCUGUUGCAUGAAUUUUAUCUUUAGUAAAAAAAUCUUCAGUAAGUAUUAUCUAUGGUUCUUAACGUUUAUAUUAACAUUUGCAAUCAUUCUCUUUUAUAAAAAAUUAUCGACUCCUCUGCAAUGCAAUUUACAUCUUAUAGACAAUUAUACAAGUAAAUAUCCUUAUAUUGCACUAAUUAUUGAUGAUAGAACUAGUCAAGAACUUGUCAAUGCUGUAAUCAAUAUUUUACAGCACAUACCAACCGAUUGGAAAAUUCAGAUUAUUACACCAGUUCAAAAUUGGUCUUACUAUAAUUCAUCAUCUCUCUAUUCCUUGAUUGCCAAUGGACGUGUUUGUAUGACAUCACUAGAUUUUCCAAGAGUAGAUUUCACGGGCAGCGAGUAUAUCAAUUUACUUCUAACAUCUGCAUCGCUUUGGGAUCAAGUACAAGGAGAAAAAAUAUUAUAUUUUCAAACGGAUUCAGUUAUAUGUUCGAAUUCAUCAUAUAAAUUGAUAGAUUUCUUACAAUAUGAUUUCAUUGGUGCGCCAUGGCAUAGUGGUGGUUGUUGCAAUGGAGGAUUUUCAUUACGAAGUCGAAGAAAAAUGCUUCAGCUGCUUAAUAGUGAUCUUGAUCGCUAUCGAUUGCAUGAAACGAAUGAGGAUGUUUGGCUCAGUCGUAAUUUACCUCGUGUUAAUGCGCAUAUUGCUUCCACUACUGUCGCAAAAAAAUUCUCGGUUGAAAGUAUUUAUCAUCCUCGACCAUUUGCUGUUCAUAAGCCGAAUUUCCAAGUAUUAGGCUCAGUCAAUAUGAAACAUUUAUGCAGUGAUUGUCCAGAAGUUAGAACUAUUUCUUCUCACUGCUAA